Molecule: messenger RNA, 2393 nt
Organism: Adelges cooleyi (spruce gall adelgid)
Lineage: Eukaryota; Metazoa; Arthropoda; Insecta; Hemiptera; Adelgidae
Product: runt-related transcription factor 1-like
Exons: 6
Coding region: 547-2013 (488 amino acids)
Biological process (GO): regulation of DNA-templated transcription
Cellular component (GO): nucleus
Molecular function (GO): RNA polymerase II cis-regulatory region sequence-specific DNA binding; DNA-binding transcription factor activity, RNA polymerase II-specific; ATP binding
Source: RefSeq, a predicted model, not a curated record
UAUAGCAAACGCACCCGCGGCGAACCGGACCGAGGUCGACGGUUUUCUUUUUCUUCAAAGUAUUGUAACGGAUUUUUUUUUUCGUUUGGUUCGUUCACCGGCCCCACGUGCGUUUCGGGUUUGUGUAUUUAUUGUUUUUCCGUCGACGUUGACGGGUUUGGUGUUUUUUUGACGCGGGCGGCGGAACGUGCGAGGGGACGGGGACAGCGGAAAAAGAGCGGGAAAAACGGUCGUAAAAAAAAAAAAAAAAAUAAACACCUCCACUCACUCCACCACCGCGGCCGGAAGGUACGCCGCCCGUCACUCGCAAACGCGGCCGCCGUCGAAACUUUUAUUUAUUCUUUAUUUAACGGCGCCGCCGUGGUUGUGUUUUUUUUUUCAGUAUAAAAAAACGACCUUGAAACGUUUGUUUUUUUUUUUUCGUUACCGCGACAGAUCGACCGCAGCAGAUCCGUCCGACGGAUUCGCCUUUUUCGCGAUAAGAAGAAUCAGACCGGAACGUAUUUACCGGACGAACUUGCCAGGGCGUCAGCGCCAGGCCGCCGGAUGGUGGUCAAGGGCGCCCAGAUGAAUGGGCCGCCUACCGGCGGUGCUGACGACGGGCUGUCCGAGGCGUACGCCAAGAUGACGGCCGACAUCCUGGCCGAGAGGUCGCUGGGCGACUUCCUGUCCGAGCACCCGGGCGAAUUGGUGCGCACCGGCAGCCCGUUCCUGGUGUGCACCAUACUGCCCACGCACUGGCGGUCCAACAAAACACUACCGAUGGCCUUUAAAGUGGUGGCCCUGGGCGAAGUGGCCGACGGCACGGCCGUCACCAUACGCGCCGGCAACGACGAAAACUACUGUGCCGAGCUACGCAACUGCACGGCUUUGAUGAAGAACCAAGUAGCCAAGUUCAACGACUUGAGGUUCGUCGGCAGGAGCGGAAGAGGAAAGAGUUUUACACUAACCAUUACGGUAAGCUGCUCACCGCCACAAGUCACGACGUACAACAAAGCCAUCAAAGUCACUGUCGACGGGCCUAGGGAGCCACGGUCUAAAACGAGGCAACAACAACAGUUCCACGCCUUCGCGUUCGGUCAAAGGCCGUUCUUGGCCACUCAUUUCGGCAACCCGUUGGAUCCGCUGAACAGAGCAGCCGACCCACUUGCAUUUCGCAUGCCUUCCAUGGCCAACUGUCAGAAUAUGGGUCAGUUCGCAUCACAUCAUUCCUGGGGAUACUCUCAUUCGACGGCUUAUUCGACUUGGCCCGGCGGAGGCGGAUGCACAAACUUUACACCACCGGCGUUAGCAGCAGGUGGAUUUUCUGGCACUGCAGGUACUCCCGUAGGAGCCACGACAGCCACCGGAGCACCCACAGACCUACACUCUACCCUCGCCGGUCAUCACGAUUUGUUUCCUAGUUGCACGGCCAACGUGCAAACUGCGGUCUCCGCGAUGCCUUCGUUUUCGGAUACCAACGGAUCGGUGACGGUCGGCGGUGAUUUGGAGCAACAACUACUGUCAUCAGGGUGUCAUCAGCAACAGCAGCAGCAACAGCAAAACCGAAAUGGGUUUUCGACUACCAGGGGUGGUUACCAACAGUCGACCGGCAACGUACAGGUCAUGUCCACGCCGCCGGACCUACACCCGUCCACGUCUUCCGGUCCCCGGUCCACGUCGGAUUCGUCGUCACCGGACUCGCCUACCGAGCCAAUAGGCUCUACGGACGACAUGAUGACGGCCGGUUCGAACCACGGCUACGACCAGGUAACCGGUAAUUACCACGUUACCGGCGGCGGCUGUCAACCGACCGUGAUCCCGGCGUCGUUGCAGCUCUACUCGCAGCUCUACCAUGCUUCUGCGGCCGGCAACAUGAACCGGCAUCACCACCACCAUCAUCACUAUCAUGGCCAUCAACCGGACGGCAUCGGCGUCGACCAUGACCACUUGACAGGACCUGCACAGCGACCGGUAGUCCAACAACAAGCCGUGGCCGCUGCCGACCAUUCUGCCGUUUGGAGACCGUACUGAGCGUGUGUAUUUGCCGCAGUUGACCAUUUUGGCUGUACAAGUGCAUUCCUAUAUUUCUAUACAAAUAUAUGUGUCUUAAAACUAUGUAUUCCAUGUCAUUAUGCAUCUGUGGUGUUUGGGUAGAAGGGGAUAUGCCCGGGUCUUUCUACUUUGUUCUAGCCAAGCGAGUACGGUGCAACGUUUGACCUGGCCGUGGCCACUAAUAUUGAUGUGUCUUUAAAAACCACAAUUGAAACACUCAACCUUGAAAUCGUGAUUUGGACUUGCGCUCUUCCGCCAAAACACCACCGAUUUGUUAUUACUAGAGACGACUUUGCAUGCUGAAUGUAUCCUAUAGUUUCCGGUUGUAUUCCAAGACUACCUAUGUGUUAUUAUUAUGA